This is a messenger RNA of Anolis sagrei ordinatus, 1509 nucleotides long. RefSeq names its product mitochondrial calcium uniporter dominant negative subunit beta (gene MCUB). Lineage: Eukaryota; Metazoa; Chordata; Lepidosauria; Squamata; Anolidae. The record is from RefSeq and is a predicted model, not a curated record. Gene Ontology annotation, molecular function: calcium channel inhibitor activity. Gene Ontology annotation, cellular component: uniplex complex; mitochondrial inner membrane. Gene Ontology annotation, biological process: mitochondrial calcium ion homeostasis; calcium import into the mitochondrion.
CUCCGACGGAGCGCCUUUCCGCUUCAGUCGCGCGGGAGCAGCAGAAGCAGAAGCAGAAGCAGAGAGCAAGCAAGGAAGGAAGGAAGCAAGGAGGGCAGAGAUGCUCCCUGCAGCCAAGCAGCUGCUGCGGGGCUGCCCCGGGAGGUGGAGGGCCAUGCCGCCUCCUCUUCCUCGGCCCCUGAGGCUUCUGGUGGCCGCUUUGGCGGAUGGAAAAGGAGGAGAGGGAAGAGCCGGAGCCUGUGCGCGACACCGGGGCAGGUUGUGGCCGAUGCUGUGCCUGAGAGGAACUGGAAUCACAAGACAUCACAACAGAGCCCUUUAUAGCACACUGGUGCCAUCUGAUGUGACCAUAAAUUAUAAAUAUGGACUGCCUGUGAUCACCCUUACGUUGCCCUCAAGGAAGGAACGCUGCCAGUUUACUAUCAAGCCAAUGCGAAUGACUGUGGGAGACUUCUUGCAAGACUUACAGAGGGAGGACAAUGCAAUCGAAAAGGUAGAAGUCUUCACUGCAGAUGGCAAUGUGAUUUCAACUUCAGUGUUGAUGGAAGUUCUGUUGAUGAAUGACUUCAAACUUUGCAUGAAUGGUUCCGAAUAUAACGUACACCCUCCACUGAAAGAUAAAAUAAGCACAGAGCAUGCUACAGAAAUGGAUGAUAUCAAGUCUCUGGUUCACAGAUUAUUUGCAGCACUUCAUUUAGAAGAGUAUCAAAUGAGGAGAGAGAGAGAAUUGAUGCAAAAAAUGGAAGUUCUGAAAGGAGAGCUCCUACCUCUAGAGCAGAUGAAGGCUGGAAUCAAUGCAGCUGUUGACGCCAAGACCUCUCGCCUUCUGUGGAUUGGUUUAGCCUUAAUGUCGACUCAAGGUGGAGCCUUGGCAUGGCUUACCUGGUGGGUGUACUCAUGGGAUAUCAUGGAGCCCGUCACGUAUUUUAUCACCUAUGGAAGUGCCAUGGCGUUCUAUGCUUACUUUGUACUGACUAAGCAGGAUUAUAUUUACCCAGAAAUUCGGGACAGGCAGUUCCUCCACUACUUUCACAAGAAAUCCAAGAAAUCCAAAUUCAAUGUGGACCAGUAUAAUAAAUUAAAAGAAGAUCUUGCACAGGUGGAAGAAUCCUUGAAACGUCUGAAGAAUCCCUUAAAAUUGCAUCUCCCAAUCGAAGAAAUAAAUGACAAACAUUAAUUUUUCAUAUACCUGUGAAUGUAUUAACUUUGUUAAGAUCAGCAACUGGAUAUUUUGGACAGUUUGGUGUGUUUUUUCCCCCUCAGAAGGAAAAAUCUACCACAAAAAUUGUGAACUUCUAAUAACUGGGAUUUCUUUUUCAUGUUUUACACAUAAAUCUGAACUUUCCAUGUAUAUAUUUUAUUUCUUGUAAACAAAGAAGGAACCAAUAGCCAAUUUUGGAGUUUUGAGCCAUUGUUGAUGAACAAAGAGACAAAAAAAAGUUUUGUUUUUGUUUAUUUUACUCUGGGACUUCCUCUAUUUGAAUGUAAUUUUCAUAAGGAAAAUAAAAA